AAACAACAUCUCAACAUCUCAACCACAACCUACAAAGUUAGUUAGCUGCCAUUUCCAAACCAAAAAAGAAAACAUAAGUGGUGUGCGGUCCCUGAACAAGGAUAUGGAUGCAUCAAAGAAGAACUAUAAAAAGUCAAAUAUUGAAGGAAACAGUUUGGAAAAUAAUUUAGAGUCAAAGAAAAAGGAGAAACAUAAGAAGAGAAAGAGAAGGCAUGAAAUUGAUGGGGAAGCUACAAGGAAUUCAGAAGAAGAGGGCUUCACCAGUAUAAAAAAAAAGAGAAAGAGAUUGCAAGAAAUCAGUGCUUCAAUGGCAAGCAAAAGACACAAACUUACUGAGGAUAAUGAUCUUGAGAGUGCUGUCUCAAGUACAGAUUUAAGAGUGCCUAAAAAGAGUCGUGUCAGAUUUGUUGAAGAGAAAAAUUAUGCUGAUGAAGUGCUUCCUUUUAUGGAGCAACUAUUGAAUGAUGAGGAUUUGUCUCAAACUCCCAAUAUUUCUGAUAGUAUAAAUUCUGAGCAAGAUGAAGAAUUAGAGGCAAAGAGGGUUAGAGGACCUACAUUGUUGAAAAAAAAUUUGGAACAUGCCUCGUGGAAAGACAAUUGAUGUACAAUUUAAUAACCGCAACCAAGCUAUAAGAAAAGAAGGCAGAAAGCUUGCUAAUUUUCUUAGUAUUCUAGCUAGAACUCCUUCAAUAAUGCCUUUAAACAUAGAUGACUGGAGAUGUUAUGAUAAAGAGGAGAAAAACAAGUUGCUGAAAAUUGUGAGGAAGAAGUUUUCUAUUCCAGUACGUGGUGAGGAAUUUGUAAAAAGAUCAAUUGGGAAGAAAUGGAAAGACUAUAAAUGUGACUUAAAAGGUAUAUAUUUGGGACAGUACAAAACCAAAGAUGUUUUAUUGAAGAAUAGACCGGAACGAAUCCCAAAAGAUCAAUGGAUUGGUCUUGUCUCAUAUUGGUUCUCUGAUAAAGCAAAGGUACUUUGAAAGCCUUAUCUAACAUGUAAAUAUAAGAUAAAUAUUAU
Molecule: messenger RNA, 1015 nt
Organism: Arachis duranensis
Lineage: Eukaryota; Viridiplantae; Streptophyta; Magnoliopsida; Fabales; Fabaceae
Exons: 4
Coding region: 104-601 (165 amino acids)
Source: RefSeq, a predicted model, not a curated record